CCUUUUUUUCACGUAGACACUUGUCACCACGGAUGAGCUCCUUGCUAUCACCAAGACCACCCGUAUUGCAUCCAUCACAGGGGACUUGGUUACCGCUGAAAAGGUCCUCACUCAAGAUAUUACUGCCGAUGCCAAGAACUUCGCCUCCUAUGCCAACCGCUCUUUUGUUAUGGCACGCAAACAUAACUGGGAAAAUGCGUUCAAGGAUGCAAACAAGUCCCUUGCCAUACGGACAUCAUUGGCUGGCUAUAUUGCCAAAGGUAUCGCCCUCUGCGGAAAACAGCUUCUCGAGGACGCGAGGACAGCCUUUGACCUGGGGUUCACGUUCACUCAGGGAAACGUGGAUGCUACUGUGUUCCUUUACUUAAUCAAGGCUAUUGCGCUCUUCAAUGCUAACAGACACGAAGAGGCAAUGGUUCGUGUGGAUCAGCUGUCUACUGACCCUUCUGCCGAUCCCUUCGUUUGUGGUGUCGUGGUGGCGAGUCUGCGACUCCAACUAGGAACCAGUGCCUUCAAUAGCGCGCGUCAUAGUGAAGCUGUCGAGCACUUCACUGCCGCUGUCAAGGCUAGCACUUUCUUGGCUAAAUCCGCCGCUCCUGCUGCUUGCGAGGCUUUCACUGUGCUCUUCGGAUGGGACAUCGAGGCCCUGUGGGAAGCCUCCAACAAGAAACUGAUUCUUGCGCUCCUUAGGGCUGGCAGGCUUGGAGAAGCCUUCCAAUCGUAUCGUUUUGCGAUGAAUGCAAGCGAUGAGGCUACGAAGACCGGCUUGCAUUCUUGGAUCUUGAGUAAGUCUUUCCGGUAAUACUACUCAUGCUACGGUGUUCAUCCUUUUUUCACUUAGCUCUCUCAUUGGGAUGAAUGCCGCAGUGUUCCUUCCCCCAGACUGUUACAUAUGU
Messenger RNA from Suillus discolor, 896 nucleotides. RefSeq lists its product as uncharacterized. The transcript has 5 exons. Gene Ontology annotation, molecular function: protein binding. Bases 170 to 802 code for a protein of 210 amino acids. The record is from RefSeq and is a predicted model, not a curated record. NCBI's taxonomy places the organism in Eukaryota, Fungi, Basidiomycota, Agaricomycetes, Boletales, Suillaceae.